AAAGUUGGUGGAAUUCAUGUUCAGAUUACACUCUUUCCUCAUUGUCUGAUUGCUCAACCAUUUUUCCACACAUUAAAACACAAUAAAACCCUCAGAAACAUUUAAUGGAAUCCUGACUUAGAAUCCAACACUCAAAAUCCCAAAAAAAAAAAAAAAAACAUCAUGACUUUAUGCGCCGCCGUAGACUCCGCUAGAACCCUCGCAUGCCGCGACGGCGCCGCGGCGGCGACACUCAAAUUCAUCUCAAUGUUCGUCAUAUUCUUCACAAGCGUCAUCGGAAUAUCCGCUCCAGUGCUACUCGCGCGUCUGUUUCACGGCAAACCGCUGUACGAUAAAGCAAUUUUAAUCAUCAAAUGUUUCGCCGCCGGCGUAAUAUUAUCCACUUCACUCGUUCACGUGCUUCCCGACGCGUAUGAUGCACUCGCCGAUUGCCAGGUGUCAUCUCAUCAUCCUUGGAAAGACUUCCCGUUCUCUGGAUUGAUUACUUUAAUCGGAGUGUUGACGGCGCUGUUAGUGGACUUAACGGCGACGUCACACGUUGACGGUUACAGUCACGGACAUGCUCACGGUGGCGGAAACAAGGAGACUACCGGUUACACGCGGCUAGGGGAGGAUGAGGAGAUGAAGAAGACGGUGGUGGAGAUAGAGACGGUGGAGGCGGAGGAGGAGCGGCGGCGCGAGAAGGAGGAGGAGAUGGUGAAACUGAAACAAAGGAUGGUGUCACAAGUGUUGGAAAUUGGGAUUAUAUUUCAUUCAGUGAUUAUUGGAGUAACGAUGGGGAUGUCGCAAAACCAGUGUACGAUAAAGCCGUUAGUGGCGGCGUUAGCGUUUCAUCAGAUUUUUGAAGGGAUGGGUCUCGGCGGUUGUAUUGCUCAGGCGGGAUUCAAAUUCGGAACAACGGCUUACAUGUGCAUAAUGUUUUCUGUCACGACACCGAUGGGAAUAGCGUUGGGGAUGAUACUGUUCUCGAUGACAGGGUACGAUGAUAGCAACCCGAACGCGUUGAUCAUGGAAGGGCUUUUGGGGUCAUUGUCAUCAGGGAUACUUAUAUACAUGGGUCUUGUGGACCUAAUUGCUCUUGAUUUCUUUCAUAACAAGUUGAUGAGUUCCGAAACUUGGUUAAAAAAGAUAUCUUUUGUGGCCCUUGUGCUUGGCUCUACCUCCAUGUCUAUUCUUGCUCUUUGGGCUUGAAAGUUGUGCAAACACUUUUAUGUAAGAUUGUGUGUUCUCGUUUGGAGUGGUUUGAUUACUCUUGUGAACGAGAAAACAAGUGUUGUUUUGUACAAUGUAAAUGAUAUAUUUUACAUCAUAAACGUGUGUGAGACGGGAGAGACAAGGUUAUAAUGGGUUCGAGUUGAAAAGAAUCUAUAAUCUAGGUUGAAACGGGCCCUAGAAUGUGUAAUCCAGGUUGAAAUGGGCCCGACUUGGUUGACUAUUUGACUUGUUAUUGUUAUGAAUAAUUAUUUGUUAUAAUAACUUAGAAAGUU
Messenger RNA from Helianthus annuus (common sunflower), 1487 nucleotides. RefSeq names its product zinc transporter 6, chloroplastic. The transcript is spliced from 3 exons. Gene Ontology annotation, molecular function: zinc ion transmembrane transporter activity. Lineage: Eukaryota; Viridiplantae; Streptophyta; Magnoliopsida; Asterales; Asteraceae. The record is from RefSeq and is a predicted model, not a curated record. Gene Ontology annotation, cellular component: plasma membrane. Gene Ontology annotation, biological process: zinc ion transmembrane transport. The coding region runs from base 163 to 1191 and encodes 342 amino acids.